GAAGCGUAUUCAUGUCUACCGAAUAUAUUGUCAAGGUAUACUUUUAGCGCGAAUAAUUAAGCACCAAAGCAGCAUGGUCGGCUCAAGCUCAUUGUCUCCAGAUGUGGAGAAACUCAUUACCGAUCCCGAAGUUCUCAGGGUCCUGCGACUCUUCAUCUCGCUUGGGCGGACCGACAUUAUCAAGUUUCUAAAUGAGACAGUCAAUCAAGAUCCCAAGGAGGUACAAAAUGCAUUAGAUGCUGUCUACUUCUUUGUAAAACGAGGAUUGCGAACUCAACGCUAUCUCACAUCUCAGAUGCGUACCGAUGCAGAACCCUCUGAGUGGCCAUAUGACCCUAAUGAAGAAAGUUCCUUCACAUCUGCCGAAAGGAAACUUGUGGAUAAAUGUAAGUUUGGGGCGCGAUGGCCCACAGUGCGGGGCGCAAUUGAUAUAUUCCGGCGCGGGUUCAUGCACUGCGUUGAUAAAAUGACAUGGAAAGAUCCCGACACUGGGCUGACAUAUCGCGCCUGGAAUACUGUCAACAUUUGCCCUCCCGACAGACGCCUAUGGGACCGAAACAGCAAAGCAUAUGAAAGCCAGCGGUUUUGCGCAUAUUCGCGACUGCAAUUUGUAAUCUUUUACCCAGGACUAGUUAACCUCGCAUUUCUAGAGCAAGGGCAAGCCGAUGUGCUGGCACGGGCCGAGGCACACUUCGACAGACUGUGGGCACGCAACAUGAAAUUUCGCAAGACGACUGUAGAUGUUACACGUAGUGUUCUGAAGAACUACGGCAGCGUUGACGACGGUUACACGAAUUACGAUGGGCUUUUGACCAAAGAAGAGCUUGCAAAACAGCGGAAAGUCAUUCUUGUUGAUUUUGACGCUCAGCGUGAUGCGAUGCUGAAUACUGAUGCGAGUGAUUUUCGCGAGUUCUCUCAUGCGGGCUGGUGGUUCAAAGUGGCCACACGCGCAGUUAGACAUUAUGGACUUGGAUAUGUGCCCACUAAGGGAAUUGAAAGCAGAUCCAGAUCCUUGUCAAACGUUUCACGAAAGAAGACGGGAGCAGAGAAAGAAGAAAGAGAGAGAAGUCGGGAUAGACAUCGACAAGAAAAUAAUCAAAACCCACCACGAGAUAAUCGAAAUCGUAGAAGCUCACUAACAAGAAGUGAGAGUCUUGAACAACAGCGACAAGAGAGUAAGAGGAACACAGUAGAAGCAAGAGCGCCAGCAAAGAAAUCGGACAACGGCAAGAAAGCAGAAGCAAAGUUGCCUGCAAAGGAAUCAAGUAGAAAAAGUAAAAAGCCAGCUGCUAAAACUGAUCCAUCUUCGUCACGAACUGGUGGAUCCGGGGAAGUAUCCCGGAGCUAUGGAUAGGAAAAUAGCGAUAAGGCCAUGUAUUUUAGCCGGGGUAAGAGAAAAGAGGUAAUCUAUCAUGAUAGUAAUACUGUGUCCUUACUAGUGGUAUGAUAAACA
Messenger RNA from Botrytis cinerea B05.10, 1453 nucleotides. RefSeq lists its product as hypothetical. Lineage: Eukaryota; Fungi; Ascomycota; Leotiomycetes; Helotiales; Sclerotiniaceae. The record is from RefSeq and is a predicted model, not a curated record. The coding region runs from base 74 to 1354 and encodes 426 amino acids. The transcript has 2 exons.